Trichechus manatus latirostris (Florida manatee) is the source of this 1500-nucleotide messenger RNA. RefSeq names its product chromosome unknown C1orf87 homolog (gene CUNH1orf87). The transcript has 10 exons. The coding region runs from base 136 to 1500 and encodes 454 amino acids. The record is from RefSeq and is a predicted model, not a curated record. NCBI's taxonomy places the organism in Eukaryota, Metazoa, Chordata, Mammalia, Sirenia, Trichechidae.
UCCUUUCUGUCAAGUUCUUGUUCCUGGUACAGUUGUUGUUAUUGGUGUGGAUGGUGCUGUUGCCUAGUGGUAACCAAGAGGAAUGAUCUAUUUGUUUUCCAUCCCCAAGGAUUUGAAGGGGUUUUGUGAAGAAUCAUGUCUUCAGUUUGUAAGACUCCCCACGGAUCAGAUGCAAUGCCCGAGAUAGUAGUGAAAAUCAUUGGAAGUAAACACUUUCGAUACCUUGUGGAGAUACCAAAGAUCAAGGAGAAUGAAAACUUCAGUGAAACUCAAACAGCGCUUCAGAAAUCAGUGACUGGUAAUGCAAGGCAGAUGAGCAGAGAACCCCCGGCUCCCAUUAAACCCAGAGCUCAGCGAGUCAAUUGUAACCCAGAUGAUGUGGAAGACCGCAAGGACCCAGAGAACAACCAAAAACCCAUCAUAACAAGAGCAUGCAAUAGCAGAUUUCUGGAUGGCAAAGUGAGCAAUCAGGCAAAUGUCUACUGCAGCUCUGUACCAACUGGAGACCAGUCCCUAUCCUACAUCCACGGCCUACCCAGGAGAAGGCUUAGAGUCUGGUCCUUGGAACAGAUGGCGAGGGGCGGCUCUGACCAACCUGAGGUAAAUUAUGAAAAGCUACUUUGUUUUUUAAAAGCUGCAGCUUCAAAGGACCCACAGCCAAGCAGAAUAGUUGAGGACAGUGACCUGAGGAAAAUCCAGAGUCCUACCAGUCGGAACGAAAGCACUUCACCCCAAGACCCUGAUUCACAGUCAGAAGUGAACAAGAGCCUAACAGAGAUUUUGAAGAUGGCACUAAGAGCAGCCAAUGGCAAACUCAACACAGACCACCUCAACUUAAGUUUUCGAAAAGAAGAUCACUCAUUCUCGGGGUGCCUUCCUCCACCCAAGGUCAGAGCUAUAUGUGGGAAGCAUGGGCUGUAUCUGACCUUGAGCCUUCUGGAAACAUUGCUUAACCAUCAAGAUUUGGGUUACCAAAAUGAAAUAAAGUGGCAGAAUUUUGUAGAGUUGCUGAGUAGAGCUUCCUCUGAUAUGUUGUCUGAUUUGCCUACUGGAAAGAAUGAAAAGGAUGUUGCUGCCACUCCAGUGGAGCCUGAAGUUCCUGAGAUGUCUCAAAGCAAAAAUGAACAUAUGAAAACGCCAGAAGAAGAGCUGCAGCCAGAAAGCCCUCCUGCUGAUACGUUGGCCCCAAAAGAUCCUCUGAGCUCUUUGAAGAUCAGACCAGUGUCCCAGCCUUUUGUGGAUCGCAUCAUGAAGAAUGAGUCCGAAGAAUGUGAGACGUGGGUAGAUAGGUUCAGGAAGCUGGAAAAUGUACUCUACUUAUGUGAUCUCAGUAACACAGGAGUCCUAGAGAAGGAACGAGCCAGACGCCUCAUUCACAACUACAAUCUCAUUUACAACCUGUCCCUGAGCCCUCGGAAAAUCGACCAGGCCUUGCGGAGAUUUUGUUCGGGGGAAAAUAUGCUCUUGGAGCCUGCGCUGCGGUACUUAAAGGAGCUAUGA